Molecule: messenger RNA, 2650 nt
Organism: Chelonus insularis
Lineage: Eukaryota; Metazoa; Arthropoda; Insecta; Hymenoptera; Braconidae
Product: putative sodium-dependent multivitamin transporter
Exons: 8
Coding region: 722-2482 (586 amino acids)
Biological process (GO): transmembrane transport; sodium ion transport
Cellular component (GO): membrane
Molecular function (GO): symporter activity
Source: RefSeq, a predicted model, not a curated record
AACUCUACUGGCAUUUUUCACAAACCGUUAAUCACCUUGACAACUUCCUAUUGCUGUCCACAAAUAACUUGACGUUAUUGUUCAAAGCAGCAGAGUGUAACUUCAACAGCUACUUGAGAUUAUUGACAAUAAUGCUCAGAUUCUUCAGCAUGAUUUAGUGAUACAGCACGUGCAGAAUAAAAAUAUGUAGGUUUAUUGUCAUCCAUAAACAAAUAGCAUUCAGUACUUUUUUUCUGAUAUAAAGUUAUGACUAAAUGUAAAAAUAUGAAGAAAUAUGUAAUAUAAUACCACAGCUGUAUUUUAGCAAGUGUACCAAUAUUUUUAUCGUUUGGUAUUAAUUAAUCUAGAAUUUUGACGAUAAUUCAUUCAAGUUCACAACAAGAGUGAGAGUAUCAUGAGCAACGAGUGGAGAUUUAUUGAACAUGAAACCUGGCAAUAUGUAUAAAAAAAGAGAAGAGAAGGAAAGAUUGGAGGGCAGGUAUGCUUCUGUGUAUUAUUAUCAUCACGUGCUUACACUGGAUUUAUAUAAUCGAGUCAGCAGUGACAACUUGUUCAGUUGGAAGUAAUUUCCUUAACUUGAUAUCAAAAUUCUAAGAUCAGAAGUGGAGACAUCAUUCAAGAAUAAAAGAACAUCACUAAUGUUUCCUUGAAGAUUACUAUAAUUAUUUAACUGUAACACUGUCUUGACUAAGCACUUCUCAAUUAUUUAAUCGGCAUCACUAUGGAUGAUAAUUUAUCAUCUCCAGAAGCUGAACCAACACUCCAAUGGCCGGAUUGGGUAGCAGUUGGUUUAACUCUUCUUGCAUCAGCUGCGAUAGGAGUUUAUUACAGAUUUACUGGUGGUCGACAGAAAACAGCUGAGGAAUAUUUUUCUGCUGAUCAAUCUGUUGGAACUGUUAUGCUUGCCUUUACGAUGAUGAUUGCAUAUCUUUCAGCAAUUUCACUACUUGGAAUCAGUGGUGAAAAUUAUAGUUAUGGUGCACAAUUCAAUCUCAUUUAUAUUGGUCUUAUUUUGGGAACGCCAAUCGUUUCUUAUUUUUAUCUUCCGGUUUUUUAUGAGCUCAAGAUGAUGAGUGUAUUCGAGUAUUUAGAAAGGAGAUUUGGAAAGACAACAAGAUUAUUGGCAAGCAUAGUGAAUUUUUCACAAAUUUGUUUGUACACUGGAAUAGUAAUAUAUGCUCCAUCACUUGCUUUAGAAUCAACGACGGGAUUAAGUGGAAAUAUGAGCAUCAUUCUCAUAGGAUUAAUUUGUACUUUUUACUCCAGCAUCGGUGGAAUUAAGGCCAUCAUCAUAACUGAUAUCUUGCAAGGUGCUCUGAUGUUUAUUUGUGUCUACUGUGUAAUCGGUAUAGCAUUAAGAGAUAUCGACAGUGGCGUCUGGGGUAUUUUCAUUAAUGCACAAGAAGGAGGACGAUUAAACUUCUUCAACUUCGAUUUCGACCCUACGGUUCGACACACUUGGUGGUCUUUAACAAUUGGCGGUACCUUUUUUUUCCUCUCACUUUUCGCGUGCAACCAAGUUCAAGUUCAACGGAUGUUAACAGCAAAAACAAUUGGCGAUGCCCGAAAGGCCCUUUGGUUAAAUGUACCAAUGACUAUGAUGUUGGCAUUGACGAUUUCGUUCUCAGGACUCGUUCUAUACUCACAUUACCAAUAUUGUGAUCCAGUGACUUCAGGAAAAAUUAAAUCAUAUGAUAUGAUUAUGCCAUUCUUCGCCAAGGAACGAUUGACACGAAUUCCAACGCUCACUGGAAUCUUCAUUGCUGGAGUAUUCAGUGCAAGUUUGAGCACAGUGUCAGCAAUGCUGAAUUCACUGGCUGCAAUAGCUUUAGCUGAUUAUAUCAAACCAUUGUAUAAAAGAUUCGACCGUGAGUUUCCAAGUGACAAAGCAGCAAUGUACGGCAAAAUUCUAGGAACUAUGAUAGGCUUUGCCAGCAUUGCAAUAGCUUUCUUGGCAACACGGUUAGGAGCACUGAUUCAGGCUGUUCUAGCGGUUAAUGGAGCAUUUGGUGGUCCAGUUUUAGGACUAUUUUCUUUGGGAAUGUUUACAGAAGCUGCUAAUGAAAUUGGAGCAGUUAUUGGUACCGUCAUUUCUAUAUUACUCAUGGUAUGGAUUGCAUUUGCUCCAAAACCUAAAGAACCUUUUCUUGAUAUGAAAAUUGAUCAAUGUCCUAAUUCUACAUUUACUCAUCCUUCAAACUCUAGUAUCAGCGAUGACGUUUCAUCCUAUCUUUACAUCAAUCGACUCUCCUAUUUGUGGUUUACGCCACUGGGUAUGAGUUUUGUGAUAAUAAUCGGUUAUGUAGUAAGUGUCAUAGCUCAAAAGUGUUCAAAAAUACCCCAGAGAGUUCUUAAUCCUAAUCUCUUUACACCUCUGGUGGCUGCUAGGAUUAAACGAAGGCUUGAAAAGGAGGUGAAAAAUAGUCAAAUUUUCGUUUUAGAUUCAAAGACAUUUAAUUCUAAAGAAUCUUUAGAGUCAUGAGUUAAAAUAUUGUUAUAAUUUAUUAUUUAAAUUAUCAGUUUAAGCAGAAAAAUGUACUAUAAUAUUAAUAAGAUAAAUUAUAAAACAGUAUUUAUCAUAUUACAGACGAAUAAGUGUUUUUUUUUAGAAUUUAUAAUGGCCAGUUUCUUGUAAAAUAAAUUUUUGUUG